Symbiodinium natans is the source of this 3279-nucleotide messenger RNA. NCBI's taxonomy places the organism in Eukaryota, Dinophyceae, Suessiales, Symbiodiniaceae. The record is from the annotation of a GenBank genome assembly.
AUGCAUCUGGCGUACAAGCCGAAGGCUGGGAGAUGGCUGGCGACUUUGACCCGCCCUCUCCUGGCACGCAAGACCUUGGACAAAGAAUGCAUCGUGUACAAUGCCUGCAUCAGUGCAUGCGAGAAAGCCGGCCAAUGGCAACAUGCUCUGGCGCUCUUCAGCGAGAUGGAGGAUAUGAACAUACAAAAGACACCGAUUACCUACAAUGCGACUGUGAGUGCUUGCGAAAAAGGACAUGAGUGGGAACUCGCGCUGACGAUAGUGUCACAGAUGGAGCACCACAAUGUCGACAGAUGUUCCAUCACCUACAAUGCCUGCAUCGUGGCUCGGCUUUACUACACAGGGCCACCCGUCACGUGCAUGGUGAUUGUGCCACAUCCCGAAGGUGCUGAUGCUCAGUCUUCUGCAGCAAGACUCCUGAGUACUUUACUCUUCCUGUGGAAGAAUAGGGUCACCAUGCCCUCGCGAAUGCACACUCCCCUGGCUGAGUUGCGCCGCGAUGCCAUCACCUACCAUGCCUGCAUUAUGUCCUGCGAGAAGCUUGAGCACAACUCCAAUACCUUCAAUGUCCUCUACUCAGUUGACAUCGAAGGUUACUUUGGACAAGCUGAGGGCUCACCCAAAAUGAUCCAACUAGGCUUGUUCCGAGGUUCUUCAGGUUCUUCAACGCCCCUACCCCCGAAGACUAGCUUGCGCAAGCCCGUCCGCCGGGCAUUCGAUGCUGAAGCCUGGAUGUUCCGGGUGCAGCCUCGUGUGGUGCCGAGAGCUGUGUGGCAAAUCGGCUGUGUGUGCUUGGCCUCGAACUGCAUCGGAGUUGGAUUCGCUCUUCUGCAGCCUGGUGCGGCCGAAGGCUCCGAGUUGUCCACUUCCCCGGAGGCAUGGAGUUUCAGCCUGCACAAUGCAGUCUUGGAGGCGCGGAUCACCUCCCGCGCUGGAGUCCUGCAGCGCAUCCAACUGACGAACAAGCUAUCCGGACGAGAGCUGCCUCCCGCAGAUGUUCUCUUGGCCAGGCUCCCGGGGCAGGCUGAUGCAGCGGCUCACCUCCGGGUGGUCGAGAUGAAGCUGAGCCGGAUUGAACCGCAGGCGAACGCAUCACAGAUGAGUCUGACCAUGUCUGGGUGGAGCGUCGUUGCCAUGAUGGAGCUCCGGCGCGGAGCGUCGCACUGGACGGCGGUGUGGUCGGCGGAGCUCCGAGACGGCUCCAACUACUUGAAGCUUGCGGCCCAACUAAACCAGGUCACAUCAGAGGGAGCUGAAGAGGCCGAAGAGGCUGAAGAGGGCAAAGGGCUUGCGGAGGCGGAGGAGGCAGCGGAAGCAGCGGAGGCGGCGGAGGCGGCGGAGGCGGAGCUGUGUUUGCUCUCUGGCAACUUGAAGGGCAGCUCGGCUGCAGGAAAGGUUGAUGGGGUCCCGAUCGUUUCAGAGGACUUCUUCUUCGGGCUGGAGCACCCGCAGGCGCUGAAUUCAGCCAAGGGUGGAGAGUACCGAUGCUGUCUCAAGCAGCAUGCUGCCAAGAUUGCGGAGCAUGGCCCUCAUGCGGCUUUGGUUCUGGGAGUCACGGUGCCCGGCCAAAUACGGAGAUCUUUUCAAUAUUAUUUAGAACGGGAGCGUGCGCAUCCCUCCAGAAAAAUGCUGCACUACAACAGCUGGUAUGACAUUGGAACAGGACAGCAGUUCGAUGCCAAGCAGGCAAUAAACCGACUGGAUCACAUCGCUAGGGAGCUAUCUGGAAGAGGGGUGGUUCUGGACUCUUUUCUGCUGGAUGACGGCUGGGAUGACCCAGACAGUGGACCAUGGGAUGUACAUGCUGGAUUUCAUGACUUGAAACGCCUGGAGGAUCGUGCUCUGCACUGGAAGACAUCGCUUGGGCUGUGGUUCUCACCCUUUGGUGGCUAUCAUGAAGCAAGGCAGCGGCGUAUCCUUGCUGCCAGGAAAGCGGGUCUGCCCGUGAGGGAGGAGACUCGCGAGCGCAAGCCGGCAGUUCUGCGCAGAGGUGGAUGCACGCAGGCAGCACCUUGCGAUGAAGGUGAGGGCAGAUGCAGCACGAAUCAGGACUGCCGAGGGCAGCUUGAGUGCUGGCACACCAGCUUCGCUGUCAGCCCACCAGGGGUGGACCUCUCCGGCAUCUCAGACUCUGACAUUCGAGUGUGCUUCGACCCUGGGGUUCGCUCUGCCUUUCUUGGAUUGGGGAUAAGGGAGUAUUACACGCACUUGCGAGACAAGAUUUGGACAUGGUUACGUGGGGGAGCCAGGCUGUUGAAACUCGAUGGCAUCGGCAACCCGGCUGGUCUUGACCACACUCUGGAGGAGGAUUUCGAUGCGGCUGUAAGCCUCAUAGCGGAGCUGCGCAAGAUCAGCAGCGACGUCUUCAUCAAUCUGUCAACUGGCACUUGGCCCUCACCUUUCUGGCUCCUGUACUCAGAUACUGUCUGGCGCAGGGGACACGACCACUACUUCGAAGGCAGUGGACCAGCGCGGGAGCGAUGGAUUACUUAUCGUGAUGCCAUGGUCUACGCAAAUGUUGUGACACAGUCGCCUUUGUUUCCUCUCAGUUCGCUGAUGGUCCAUGGCAUCAUCUUUGCAAAGGAUGCCUGGGAUCUUAACCAGUUAGAGGGAUCAGGAACGGGAAUGUCCAAUGAGCCUUUCAAGCACGAGGUGAGGUCUGCCUUUGGUUCGGGCGUGAUGCUUCAAGAGCUCUACGUGACCCCUAGUCUGCUGAACCGUGAGAACUGGGAUGACAUUGCAGAAGCAGCUAAAUGGGCUGGUGGUAGAACACAGACUCUUGCUGAUGUGCAGUGGUUUGGAGGAGACCCUGCGAAGGGUGAAGUUUAUGGUUGGGCUGCUUGGUAUGGAAGCGCUGCGGAGAGUUCCGCAGUUCUGACUUUGAGAAACCCGUCUCCGCGCAGGCAGUCCGCUUACAUUGAUCCUGUGAAGGCGUUCUCACUUCCAGGUGAUGUUAAGGGGCCAUUGGUGUUGAACACCCCAUUCUCUGACCAGAGGCCGCGACAAAUUCAGCUGGUUCGAGGUCGUGUCGCUUCGCUGGAUUUGCCGGCAUUUGCUGUGCUGGUUUUCGACACCCGCGGACCCACACCGUCGGCCUGGGACGUGUACUUUGACAUAUUGAUUGACAACUCCGCCAUCCUCUUCUGGACUGUCCUUGCCCUUGUGGUCGCAGGCUUCAGCUUGCGCGGAGCUCCUCCUCCGGCUGCACCCGCUGUGUCUGUGGAGGAGCUCCGGCGGAGGCGACUUGCAGCACUGGAGCGGCGUGCUCCUGAUGGAUAA